AUGGUCGGAAAAUGGCUGGUCACCGAUCGUCCACGAACAACCAAGCAUGGCUUCCGUCGUCCGGAGUGGCAAGUCCUCGCUGUCAGUCACGACAUUCGUAGAGAGGCCAUGAAGAUCUUCUUUGAUGCGCAUUCGGCGAUGAUCUGGGAGCAGGCUUCUACCGCUCCACUCCGGGAAUCCCUCCUGAACGAGACAUCUCUCGGAUUCUACGCCUCGAAUCAUCUCACAUCACUAAGCAUUGCCCUGAACACAAUCAACUUCUUCGAGAGAAGAGCGCACAGCCGCAUCGACAUAGACGCUGCUUACUGCCUUCUGGGGCUGUUUGAUGUCUUCAUGCCUCCGAUAUAUGGCGAAGGCGAUCAAGCUCAUAUGCGGCUGCUCAAGGAAAUAUUGGCCAAGGAAAGCGAGCACCAGACCAGGCUAGAACAAGACAAGGCGAAGAAGCGCAUGAGUGAAGUCGAUAUGGACCGAGAACUGGCGGCAGAAGAGCAGGCUUCUGAAAUGGUCAGAUAUGUUUCAAGGCUUGUUCGAUACGGAUUCUCACGAGAGAAAGCGAUACAGAGACUGGCGAGGAAAUGGCAGGCCAGGUGGGGUGUCUCUAUUGAGAAAGCCACUGCAGACAUCAGCCAGUUCCUGGCAGUGUUAGAAUACCGCUCUGCUUGGGCCAGGGAAGGGAUGGACCGCCUUAUUCAGCAAGGCAAUGCCAAAGCGACAGCAGUCAGAUAUCUUGAGCUGGACCUGCAGAAGUAUGGAUAUAGUCCGGUCGAUGCGUACGAGGCAGUAAGAGUCCGGCUCAGAUUCAAACCAAUUGUUGAAUCGCCUGCAAAUGAUCCAUUCUUGGGCGCUGUCCGCGAAGAAGAGAAAUCAGAAAGUAUCCCUGUCGCAGAGUCAGAAAAGGAGGUCACAGAUCAUCCGAGCUAUACGCAUGAGCCAAACACUCGGAUGACCGAUCCAAAUGCAAUCCCUGAACUUGUAGGGACUGAAGUCUCUAGACCGAGCAUCGAAACAAGAACUGGAGGAGAUUACUCGUCUGAAACUGUGACACAGCAUCUGCCCGUGAAGGAGACCACUCAUACUCAACAGGGUUCUGAGACCAACGCCCAGGCAAACGACAAUCAUACGGACUCUGAAGCCACAUCUUUGUCAGCCGCCGAUCCACCACACGAAAACAAUCAUGACGUCCAAGUACUUUUCCCUACUGGCUGUCGCGUAUCAUCAAACCCACCAAGAAACGCUGCCGACUCUCAAGAGAACACAACGGGUCGGGUUGAUGCUAGCAUGGGUGCUUACAGCGAGGACUCUACAGAUUCCAAAUUCACCCGCAUAUCCUUUUCAGAUGAAGAUCGACCAAGCGAAGACGUUCAAAUGCUAAACAUUGCCAUCAGAGACGGAUCAUCGAUACCACAGCAGCAAAACUCCCAUAUUCGACAUUCCGCUUCGGAUCAUCACUCAACGGAUUCACAGAGCAAUAAUAUUGCCAAAUUUCAUCAUUCAGAGGAUGUGCACCAUGUCCAGCAAGAGAGGGCAGUGAUCUGUCGAGGAAGACAUGUGAACGAAGAACUUGAGGGACCAGAGCGUCCUGUGAUGUUCGCAAAUCUUGAAUGCACUGGUCAAACAUCAUCAGAAGUCCAGCAGAUACAGGUGGACAUGCAUAGCUAUCCUGAUUGCCACGAUUCCUCAGUCCUCAUUUUACCCAAAGCUAAGGUAAGCAUCACUCUAUCCCAUAUAAAUACAUGUAAUCCUCCCAUCAAGAAACCUCAAUCUAUCAACCUACCAAUCUAUCAACCAAUCUAUCAACCAAAAAUGGCCUUAAUAAUCACCGCCCUCUCAGUGUCAGCACCACAACUUCCUGACGACGAUUACGAUCCUUCAACUCCAAACACUAUUGCGCCGAAUAUGGGCUUGAUUAUCGUGAUCGGACUUCUUUGGACAAUCCGAUUACUUUGGCCGAGUCGAGGUCAUGGACGAAGCUGCCUGAAGGAUCGAGAUGAUGGCGAGCUAAGGAGUUCCAGCGUGGAUGGAAUGCCAAUCGCGAUGGCCACGAUGUGCGUCGAGAUGCGCGCUGGAGCCGCAUCUGCUCGUGCUGCUUUUCGAAGGAAUUUGAACUUUGCAAUCAUCCACGGAAUGGCGGGUCGUGAAGGUGAAGCUGUCUGGCGUAACCGUGUUCUGCACAGGCACUAG
Molecule: messenger RNA, 2181 nt
Organism: Pseudocercospora fijiensis CIRAD86
Lineage: Eukaryota; Fungi; Ascomycota; Dothideomycetes; Mycosphaerellales; Mycosphaerellaceae
Exons: 11
Coding region: 1-2181 (726 amino acids)
Source: RefSeq, a predicted model, not a curated record